This is a messenger RNA of Coffea eugenioides, 1119 nucleotides long. RefSeq lists its product as uncharacterized. Bases 1 to 1119 code for a protein of 372 amino acids. NCBI's taxonomy places the organism in Eukaryota, Viridiplantae, Streptophyta, Magnoliopsida, Gentianales, Rubiaceae. The transcript is spliced from 3 exons. The record is from RefSeq and is a predicted model, not a curated record.
AUGUAUAGAGAUGCAACUAGUUCAUCCUCAGAUGAAGACGAUCUUCUAUUUGCAGCCGAUGCAGCCCUAUUGUUCGGUCUAGAUGCUGAACCAAUCAGAGGUCCUAUCCAGAAGGUUCCAUGCAGAACAUCAGCUUUAUCUGGCAGACAAUGGUUUGAAGAACUGAUGUCAGGGCACUACACCCGAAUUAUGGAUGCAACGAGGUUAAGCGUAGAUUCAUUUAUGAGAUUGUGCAACAUAUUGGCCGAUUGUGGAUUUGUUCCCCAGCAUCAUCAAAAAAGGGUGACGAUAGAGGAGGCACUUGCGAUGACUUUAGUUAUGAUGAGUCACAAUAUGCGGAUGCGCAUGAUUGUGGACCGAUUCAACCACUCGCUGGAGAUAGUGCAUCGGAAUAUUCAUGAAGUUAUCAAGGGUCUAUGUACAUUUGCGCAAUUCAUCAUCACUCCAAGGCGCCAGGAUGAAGUCCAUCCAAAAAUUUUCAAUGCUACCAGAUUUUAUCUAUGGUUUGAGGACGCAGUUAGGACCAUUGACGGGACACAUAUACCCGCUUCUGUCCCGAGUAGACGACAGGUGGCAUACACAAAUAGAUAUGGAGUGCAGUCAGUUGUAUGUGAUCAUGAUAUGAGGUUUGUAUACGUGUAUGCAGGCAAAUACUACUUGGCUGAUUCCGUGUAUCGAAAUUUACCCAAUUUCUUACCACCCUAUAAAGGACGCCAAGCGGAUGUUAGUGGUCGUAGAAGGGGGAGAUUUGCCACCGCCAAAAAACUUUUUAAUUACAAACAUUCUAUUCUAUGCAAUGUCAUAGAGCGAACAUUUGGGGUCCUUAAGAGGAGAUUUGCUAUCUUGCGGGGCGCCAUACCCCACUAUAUGAUGACUGCUCAGAUAAACGUUGUUAUUGUCUGUUGUGCUGUACAUAAUUUCAUUAGAGAUCAACAGCCGAAUGACUAUUAUUUCGCCAACCCCGAUAUAGGAGAUCCAGACACAAAUGGUGCAAUUCCUCCCUAUCCGGAGAUACAUCCAUUACAUUCCCCUCCCGAAGUGAUUAACCAAUGGAUUGGCAUGAGAGAUGCAAUGGCCAAUCAUAUGUUCAGUACCUAUAGAAAUACACGCCAUCGUUAA